ACGGUUGAUGAUUAAUCAUCAAAAAUUCAAGUUUUGUGUACACCGCAGUUUGGAGCUUUCCGGCGGAAAAAUUCGGAAUAUCCUGUAUUUCAGAUGAAACGGAAACAGUGGGGCUCCUUCGAGGAUGGAAGUGACAAGAAGAAAGAACUUUCCAGCACCGAAAUCAUUCUACCCAUGACGAAGAUGGAAAAAUUCCAACAGAUAAAGCUACCCUACACAAUCACCCGGGAUACUCGGCUUCCGCUGAAGAAUCCUCUGGUAACUCAAACGGUCGAAGUGAUGAACCAAACCGAGAUGAUUCAAACGCUCAUCGACACGUAUUCCACCAAAUCAGGCUACAGCUACAUACUGAAUCCGUGCCAGUUGAUGCCGAACAUCGAUUUCCCGCCGGCCAACACAGCCGAUCUGUGCAGGAACGAGAAAAUCACCCGCCCCUUUUGGUUUGUUCACCCGCACGACAGUAAAUUUACCCGCGGCGAACCGAAAAACUAUCCCAAGCUGACCCGACCGGUGCUGAUGCAGGUGCACCGGAAGAUCAUUUGCGGUUUGUUGCGGGUGGCCGGGUUUUCCGAGAUCAACGAGUCGGCCCUAAUCAUGAUGGUGGAUGGCGUGGAUCAGUAUCUAAGGAUGCUCUGUGAAGCGAUGCGCGAUGUCCUGGUUAGCGAGGGACGGGAAAUCGAGUCCUGUCUGGAUGUGCUGACGUUGGAGAAAGGCUACCAUUCGGUAACUAAGCGGAGCGUGACCAGUCUGCACAACUACUACAAAGAGCUGGGAAACAGGAACAAGAACGAAAUCAGGGAAUUCAAGGACAUUUUCCAGGAGUACGAUAAGUUGCUGCAGGAGAAUCACCUGUCGGCGGCGCAAAGUUUGCAGUCCAGCAGCAGCAGCCGGGAAAUCAAGGAGGAGGAUUACAUGAGCUUUCUGGACCCCGGUCAGUCGCAGUCCUCGCAAGGAGGCGCCAAUAUGACGGGAAUGACCGCCGAUGGGACCUCUGCCGCCAUCAAUAUCAUCAGUUUCCUGAACGGAGAAGGGGCCGGAUCUGGUCUAAAGGAUAUUCUUGAUGGUAGUUUGUUAGAAUCGACCCGCGAUUCCUCCGCCGUGGAGCAUAUCGGUCAGCAGCAUUCGCAAGAAUCGUUUCAUUCGGAAUCGUGAAAUAAUAGGUCAUCUUUGAAAUGAAUUUCCAUUAAACAUGCAGGUAUUUAAUCAUGA
Aedes albopictus (Asian tiger mosquito) is the source of this 1209-nucleotide messenger RNA. RefSeq lists its product as uncharacterized. Bases 94 to 1152 code for a protein of 352 amino acids. Gene Ontology annotation, molecular function: protein heterodimerization activity; transcription coactivator activity. The transcript is spliced from 3 exons. The record is from RefSeq and is a predicted model, not a curated record. Lineage: Eukaryota; Metazoa; Arthropoda; Insecta; Diptera; Culicidae. Gene Ontology annotation, cellular component: SAGA complex.